Saccharomyces paradoxus is the source of this 813-nucleotide messenger RNA. RefSeq names its product Hua2p (gene HUA2). The coding region runs from base 1 to 813 and encodes 270 amino acids. The transcript has a single exon. The record is from RefSeq and is a predicted model, not a curated record. NCBI's taxonomy places the organism in Eukaryota, Fungi, Ascomycota, Saccharomycetes, Saccharomycetales, Saccharomycetaceae.
AUGACUUUAACAUUCCAUGGCAGAAAAUGUGGACAUGUUCCGUCGGUGACAAAGUUGGGUAAUUUAUAUAUCCGCGAGGCUAUGCAACAAUCAAGGUUUGGUAAGAUAUGCUCGGACUACGAUUUGACAGUUGAUUGUUCGGAAGAUGAUGUUAUCGAAAACGAUCGCAUUAUAUUGGGCUAUAAAAGGAGAUUGUUAAUGAUUGAAAAUCAAAUGCAACAUCUUUUGGAAGAUUUCAGUUUGGAUAUUCAGCAGAUUGAACCCAUUCUCGUGGAUUUACAGAGAUACUACGACAAAUUUCUACAACUUUUACAGAAACGGAAUAAAUCAUUGCAUUGUAAGAAUUUUACUCACCAGUCUGGUCCCACCUCUGUAAAUAGCCACACAUCAACAGAUGCAAAAGUUAAUUUGAGUGGAAAACUUAUGAAUUUUCAGCUAAAUAGUGGACAAAAAUUCGCCGAAGAGAAUAUACUAAGGAUCCUGCAAAAUAGCAUGGACUUUAAACACUACUUCCAGAUCGAUAAGGGUAAAAAGCAAAAGGUGUUAUUGCUCGCCGUAUACCAAUGCCUCAAUGGGCCAGCGCGUUUGCAUAAAGUGCUUAAUAUCGAUGGAAUCAUACAUAAUAACAGUAUCAGAACCAUACUGGGCAAACAAGUAUACAGCUCUAAAUGGAUGGUGUUUCUGUAUGAUGUAAAACUAGUUUUGUUAGCACAUAGGCAAGAUGUUCCGAACUUGGAAACUAGCAAGAUGAUUGUCAGAUAUGAUGAUUUAUUUCCUUGUGCAUUGUACUUCAAAGAUCAUGCAGCAUACUAA